Molecule: messenger RNA, 902 nt
Organism: Ostrea edulis (European flat oyster)
Lineage: Eukaryota; Metazoa; Mollusca; Bivalvia; Ostreida; Ostreidae
Product: COP9 signalosome complex subunit 8-like
Exons: 7
Coding region: 74-637 (187 amino acids)
Biological process (GO): protein deneddylation; COP9 signalosome assembly
Cellular component (GO): COP9 signalosome
Source: RefSeq, a predicted model, not a curated record
GAACGAACUGUUUGGCAAUAAUCUCCCGGAAAAUUACGGGUUGUACAGAAGUCGUUAAAAGUUGAAAAAGAAAAUGGCAAAAGAAAAUGUUGAUUAUCAUAAACAGCAAAUCGAUUUAGAACAGCAGGAAUUAGAGUCUGCAGGAGGAGUGGCAUCCCCUCAAGUAUAUAAUCAGCUGUUAGCCUUGUACCUUCUUCAUAACGACAUGUGCAAUGCAAAAUUUCUCUGGAAAAGAAUACCCCAAUCAGUGAAGAGUUCCACACCCGAGACAGCUCAGAUUUGGGCUGUGGGUCAGAAACUAUGGUUACGGGAUUACCCAGCGAUCUAUGAAGCAUUAAAGAAAGAGUGGUCAGAAAAUGUCCAACAAAUAAUGGAAUCAGUAAAAGCUGCAACUAGAGAAAGAGCGAUGACGUUAGUAUCUAAAGCUUACAGCUCAAUCAACGCGGAGGAGUGGGCUGUAUUUAUGGGAAUGUCUACAAACGAGGCUAUAGAGGCUGCAACACAAGAGGGCUGGACGUAUGAUUCUGCCACUAAGUAUAUAAAACCUAAAAAACCAGUGUCUGUCAAAGACCCAGAACUUUUAAGUGAACAGCAGCUGUCGGUACUAACAGACUAUGUGUCCUUCCUUGAGGCGUGACAGUGACUGAGUGGGCCAGCACUUGAGGGUGCUUCCGCGGCAGUAGUAAAAAACAAUACUCGUAAAUUUGCUUCAUCAACAACAGAGUAGCUUGGAGAUUUACAGCCAGAGUUCCACAUUGUUGACAGUGCAUACGUGAACACUUCAUACACUGCAAGUUUUGAAGAAAUGAGUUACAUGUAUAAAAAUGUGAUUUAUGUAAAUAUGUACUGACAGUGUGUAAGUUCCUUGUUAAACAAACUUAUUAAAGGACACAUCACAUGUU